Molecule: messenger RNA, 3523 nt
Organism: Saccostrea echinata
Lineage: Eukaryota; Metazoa; Mollusca; Bivalvia; Ostreida; Ostreidae
Product: kinesin-like protein KIF23
Exons: 23
Coding region: 108-2783 (891 amino acids)
Biological process (GO): microtubule-based movement
Cellular component (GO): microtubule; kinesin complex; nucleus
Molecular function (GO): ATP binding; ATP hydrolysis activity; microtubule motor activity
Source: RefSeq, a predicted model, not a curated record
GAUUUUCCGAGGUAAAUUUUAAACGAGCACGUAAGAAACAUUGUUUACACACCGGCGAUCAGUCUUUUGAAUGAUUCCUUACAGAUGUGGUGUAUUUUUAUGAAAUUAUGAAGCCACAGAGAGGUAAAAACUCGAAGAAGAAAGGGGAAGUUGACCCAGUGGAGGUAUACUGUCGCAUCCGCCCUUUAGACAAUCCUAAUGACACAUGCUGUGUAAAGCCCCUCAAUACUACAGUGGUUCAGUUGAUACCACCAGAGAAUUCUUUAACAGUGGCCAGAAAUGGACAGAUCAAAGAGUACCAGUUCACGUUCCAAUACGUAUUUGAUGAAUACACAUCACAGAAGGCCGUGUUUGACUACGUGGCCUGCCCCCUAGUGGACGACCUAAUCAAGGGCAAAAAUGGGUUACUCUUUACAUAUGGCAUCACCUCCUCUGGUAAGACGUACACAAUGACAGGGACCCCCAAAGAUCAGGGUAUCCUCCCCCGAUGUCUAGAUGUUCUGUUUAACAGCAUCAGUGGGGUUCAGGCCAAGAAAUACGUUUUUAAAUCAGACAAAAUGAAUGGUUUUGAGGUGCAGUCUGAAGCUGAUGCCAUGAUAGAGCGACAAAAGAGGGACAUAAUGCCAGGGAUAACUACCCCCAAAACCCCCACCUCAAACAGAAGAGGUAACUUUGGAGACCAAGAGAGGAUUAGCGACCCGACCAUUCUUACCAGCGUGGACGAUGACAAUCAGUAUGCUGUGUUUGUCUCCUAUAUAGAAAUCUACAACAAUUACGUGUACGAUCUGUUAGAAGAGCUGCCUUAUGACCCCAUCACAGGUUACAAGCCUCCCCAGACUAAGAUCUUGAGGACAGACUCCAGUGACUGUAUGUACGUGAUGAACUGUGUAGAAGUGGAGAUCACCAGCCCAGAGGAGGCUUUUGAAGUCCUCUUUAAAGGACAAAAGAGACGUAAGGUUGCCCACACAGCUCUGAAUGCAGAGUCAAGUCGCAGUCACAGUAUCUUCAACAUCCGCUUAGUCCAGGGCCCACUAGACCCCCGGGGGGAGGAAGUGUUACAGGACCCAGAUAAGAUCUGUGUCAGCCAGCUGUCGUUAGUGGAUCUGGCCGGCAGUGAGAGGACCCACAGAACAAAGAAUGCUGGGGACAGACUGAAAGAAGCAGGAAAUAUCAACCAGUCUCUGAUGGCCUUGAGAAAUUGUAUAGAGAUUCUCCGUGAGAACCAGAAAAACAACUCCAACAAGAUGGUUCCGUACAGAGAUUCUAAGCUGACACAUCUGUUUAAGAAUUAUUUUGAUGGAGAAGGGAAAGUCAGAAUGGUUGUCUGUGUUAAUCCUAAAGGAGACGAAUUUGACGAAACAAUACAUGUGAUGAAAUUUGCGGAGUUAUCACAGGAAGUGCUUAUUGCUCGGCAACAACAAGUGAGAUUUGACAUUGGAUUAACGCCAGGGAGACGGAAGAUCAACCAGAACUAUAAAGACAAGUUUAAACCAGAGGAGGAUUUGUGUACACCUGCCAAACUGCCUGCCUUUGACUUUACCCUGGGACCUGGAUUCCCUCCUUUUGAAUUGCUGCGGUCCACUGAUAACAUCAUCCUGGCUGAGCUGGAGAAGUUUUUGGAGGAACGCCAAAGACGGAGAAAAGUUCUACAGCUGGAGCUAGACAAACAAAAUGAUGAGUUCCGAGCUCACCUUGUGGAGUUUGAGAGGAACUAUGACCAGGCCAUGAUCCAGAAUGAGGACCUCCAACAAAGGGUGGAAAAAUCUGAAUCUUAUGUCCAGAAACUGGAAUCCCGGAUCAGAUCCCUAGAACGACGCCUGGGAGAAAACACACGACAGACCAAAGAGUCAGAACGACAGAAGAGGGAACUGGAGGCCAUGAUUCAAGAUAAAGAGGUGAAGAUCCGUCAGGAGAAAUCGGAGAAGGAAAGACUAAAGAAUGACUUCAAAGCUCGACUGGACAUGAACAACCAACACUGGGAAAGAAAUCUAGAAAAAGAAAGACAGAAAAUUGAACAAGACUAUGGGGGCCAAAUCUGGGAGAGACAACAAAAGUUGAACAUGCUGAGGAAUAUUGUAAAUGAGACAGACAGUGAUGCAAGUACUCCCAUGCCAGCUCCAAGGGAAACUUUUAGGACACCUGCACCUAAGUCCAGGACCCAAACCACCCCUGCAAAAAUGUUGUCUGCUCGAUCAGAGAAUGACAUGAGAAAAAUAGGGACCACCCCCACUCCUCGUGCCAGGACAGUCACCACUGGAGCCACACUGAGUGCCGCCCGGGCAAAUCUUAGACCCACCACAAAAUCUACCUCCAAAACUCCCAAGCCAACCCCACCCUUCAACCCACGACAUAGAAGGUCAAGGUCAUCUAAUGCUGAGAUCUGGUUGGACCACCGCCCCCCAGGAAGUGUGGAGCUAGAUACGGUGCUUCAGCCAAAGAUGAAGAAGAAAAAAUCUGUGUCCAAACUUGAGGUGAAAGAUACAAAAGAAGUGUCCAAGUAUAUGUUAACUCACCAAGACAUGGACUCAGAGGACAACCUGACCACUCAGAUAUACAAGGGUGACUGUCUCCCCACGGCUGGUGGAGGAACUGCUGUGGUGUUUAAUGAUGUGGAGACGCUAAAACAGACUUCCCCCGGCAGCAGGAAGAGGCGGAGCUCGUGUCCCCAACCCCAGGAUUACGAGGGGGACUGGACAGAUGUAGAGGACAGGUGUAAUAUAGCCAUUGAGGGACACGGCAAUGCUAUGAAGAGAAGCAAACCCAAUGGUGCUACUCGAGUUUGAAUUAUCUGCACUUCACAUUAUAGAUACCACCAACACAGACAUUAUAUCAAAUUAACUUGUUUUAGUGAACAGACUGCUGUGAUUCCAAAAUUGUCACAAAGAAUUGGCUGGAAGCUACAUUGAGGAUUUUAUCUGACCUGUCCUACAUAUAUUUUCUGUAUUCUUGCCUGUACUUUAUUGUCGACACUGAUGUUGCAUCACCAAUGGAUAUUUUUAAUUCCUGAUUUAUCUCCCUUAGAAUCAGAACUUUCUGUCCUCCACAAUUCAUGACUUUUUUUACUUUGCCAUAUGUCAUUACUUACUUUCUAUUGAUAUUUAUUACUUUAUUGAUAUGAAUUUAUCCUGGUAGAGCAGACAUUGUGAUAUUAUCUCACGUACAGGAAGAAUGGUAUAAAUUUUAUCAACAUUUUUUUACAAUAUGAACUAUAUUUUAAAUAAAGUUGUACAUACUGUGUAUAUAAAUGUAAAUAUUGUGUCAUGAGUUCAUAAAUAUAAUUUUUCUCUCUCUCCACAAAUUCUCUCUUGGUGCUUCUUUCACCACAUGUCUAAAAAAAGACUUUACAUGUCAAAUUACAGAAUGUGAUAUUUUUUUUUCUCGUAUGCAGAAAAUAUUGUAAAAGGUGUAUUUAAAAUUGAAUUGUUAUGAAACAUUUCGUAACAUUUUUUCUUUCUUUUUUCUUUUUUUACACCUUGAACCUCUUUUGAAAAUAAUGAUUGCAUACAUUUAAUUUUAAUCCAUU